Messenger RNA from Anopheles nili, 2097 nucleotides. Its product is annotated as activating transcription factor 3-like. Lineage: Eukaryota; Metazoa; Arthropoda; Insecta; Diptera; Culicidae. Bases 7 to 2097 code for a protein of 696 amino acids. Gene Ontology annotation, biological process: regulation of transcription by RNA polymerase II. Gene Ontology annotation, molecular function: DNA-binding transcription factor activity, RNA polymerase II-specific; RNA polymerase II cis-regulatory region sequence-specific DNA binding. The record is from RefSeq and is a predicted model, not a curated record. The transcript is spliced from 4 exons. Gene Ontology annotation, cellular component: nucleus.
GACAAAAUGUUCAACACAAACCUCAGCCUCACCGUGCCAUCGCUCAUGAUCAUGGACGGUGGUACUCCCAGGACUCCGGAGAUCCUGAAUUCGCUCAUGGCCAUGACAAAUCCGCUCGAGUACUCGUAUCCAGUGAACAACUCACAGACCUCACUGAACGACAGCCAUUCCAACAGCUCCGACUCACCGCUCGACUCACCGGCCAGCCAACACCAGCCACAUCUGUCGCAACCCCAGCAACAUCUCCUCCACACCGGCAAGACGCCGAGCGUACAACAGACAUGCUCGCAACUCAUCAAGGAGGGUGUGAAGCUGCUCAUCCAGAGCAAGCGGAAGCACAGUGGCGGUGAUUCGAGUGAUGGAAACGAGUCAUCCAGCACUCCGAAGGCGAAGGUUGCCCGACGGCGUGAAGUCUCCCUCACGGAUCACCAGGACACCAGCGAGGACGACAUUGACUCCAAGGCAAGCCCUCGAUCAACGGUCGCGCUGACACCAGAGGACGAGGAUCGACGCCGGAGACGACGUGAACGGAACAAAAUCGCCGCCACCAAGUGUCGCAUGAAGAAGCGCGAGCGAACGGUCAACCUCAUCAACGAGUCGGAGACACUCGAUGCCCAAAACAAGGAGCUCAAGUCACAGGUCAGCAAGCUGGAGACAGAGUGCCGGAAGCUGCUCGAGGUGCUGCAGGCUCACGGACCAACGUGUGUCCAUCAGAAGGGCUACCAACCACUUCCAUCACUCUCGACCAUCCUCGGAGGCAACAGUGGUGGGAAGUACCUUAACGAUCUGAACUACCUUGAGUCGAACGCAUCUACCGGAGGACAGAGCGCUGGAGAAGUCAAGUACUCUGAGUGCUUGAAGUCUACCGGAGGCUCGUCCACAGGUUCUCCAGCCGCUCUACUUCCUCCCGGAUACUGCAAACUCUCACCAACGGAACCGACCGCCUUUGGGUUGCUAGAAUCGUCCCCGGACCUGGCUGUUGAAUCGAUGCCGAAAGCGGAAUACAUUCCCGUGAUGUCCUCCGCAGCUUCCAGCCCCGUCAGCCAACCAACGAAGAGGACGAAACCAGGACCUAAGCCUCGACAACCUCGACAAUCCCAGCAGAAGGCGUCGGCUACUCCUGUGACGUCCAGUCUACCGUCCAUGGUCAGCAAUGGCAAUGGUGGAAACGGAGGUUUUAGCACCAGCAAAGGGAAUCCUUUGAUCGUUGCAACUCUCAUGACGUCCACACCCUCGUCUUCACCGUCGUCCGUACCAUCACCGUUGACGGUUAGCAACUCCGUCCCGAGUAUGAGCGGAAUGAACUCGAUGGUGGCCCUAGGAACAACCGACGAGGAUGAUUUCAUGUUGAAGAGCGAGCUGAUCGACACGCACAGUCCUUACACGACGGUGCAGAGUGCAGAUCGGUUCCUUUUCGAUGCCUCCCUCGACCUGUACAACAACAACAGCCCUCUGAACGCCGCUCUCAACUGUGGCACGUCCCACCACCAGCAGCAGCAGCAGCAACAACAACAGCACCACCAACACAACCAUCACCUGCAGCAGCAGCAACAGCAACAACAGCACAACACCAACCUAAACAACAACAACAACAACCCGAGCUUAGUAAACGAGAACGAUAAGCUCAACCACCUGAACGCCAUCAAGGAGAACACCUCCAACACGCUGCUCGAGUUCAGUGCCAGCUUCGAGACACUGAAGCCGGCUACGGUGGACUACUCGCAGCAACAGCAGCAACACUCCAGUGGAAUGCAUCAUCAGCAGCAACAACUGGACAGCAUGCUAGUCGGAGAUCCCAACAUGGGUCAUCUUCUGCAUCAUCAAUCACCACAGCAAAACCACGCCCAACAUCACCAUCAACACCAGCAACAGCAGCAGCAACAUCACCAACAACAGCAUCACCUUCAGCAGCAGCAGCAUCAACACCAGCUGCAGCAUCACCUCCAGCAGCAACACCAGCUGCAACAGCAACACCUGGACAUGUUGGUACCGGUGUCAAACGACUUCCUGCUACUUGCCGACGAUGAUCCGACGGGAUUCACCGAUCUGGAUAGUGGCAUAACCGCGUACAGCAGCAUUAACGGAUGUCUAGCGUGA